GCCACGGCUUUACCCUUCCUCUGUAUCCAACCACACUGCCGCACUAACUCUCUCUCUCUCUCUCUCUCUCUCUCUCUCUCUCUUAAACUCCGCCAUGGCGAAAAUCAAGAUCGGAAUCAACGGAUUUGGAAGGAUUGGAAGGUUGGUUGCCAGGGUUGCUCUCCAGAGAGAAGAUGUCGAGCUUGUCGCUGUCAACGAUCCAUUCAUCACCACCGAGUACAUGACAUACAUGUUCAAGUAUGAUACAGUACAUGGUCAAUGGAAGCACAAGGAACUGAAGGUCAAGGACGAAAAGACCCUUCUUUUUGGUGAACAGGAAGUUAGAGUCUUUGGGAUCAGAAACCCAGAAGAGAUCCCAUGGGGUGAAACAGGUGCUGACUAUAUUGUGGAGUCUACUGGAGUCUUCACUGACAAGGACAAGGCUGCUGCUCACUUGAAGGGUGGUGCUAAGAAGGUUGUGAUAUCUGCUCCUAGCAAGGAUGCCCCAAUGUUUGUUGUGGGAGUGAACGAGAAGGAAUACAAGCCCGAGCUUGACAUUGUUUCCAAUGCUAGCUGCACUACUAAUUGUCUUGCUCCCUUGGCCAAGGUCAUUCAUGAUAAGUUUGGCAUUGUUGAGGCUCUGAUGACUACUGUCCACUCCAUCACCGCUACUCAGAAGACGGUUGAUGGUCCAUCCAUGAAGGAUUGGAGAGGUGGAAGAGCUGCUUCAUUCAACAUCAUUCCUAGCAGUACCGGAGCAGCCAAGGCUGUUGGGAAGGUACUCCCAGCCCUUAAUGGAAAGUUGACUGGAAUGGCCUUCAGAGUUCCCACUGUAGAUGUUUCUGUGGUUGAUCUUACUGUGAGAAUCGAGAAAGAAGCCUCCUAUGAUGAGGUCAAGGAGGCUAUCAAGGAGGCAGCAAAUGGGCCACUGAAAGGCAUCAUUGGUUACACUGAUGAGGAUGUGGUGUCCACUGACUUCGUUGGUGAUAACAGGUCCAGCAUCUUUGAUGCUAAGGCUGGAAUUGCUUUGAACAAGAAUUUCCACAAACUUGUUUCGUGGUAUGACAACGAGUGGGGCUACAGUACCCGUGUGAUUGAUUUGAUCUGCCAUAUGGCUUCCGUAUCCAAGUAAGGACGAGGCUUUGGACCGUCUUGAGAAGUGGUAGCAUUUCCUUAGAGUUUUGGUUUGUAGUUCUUGAUAAGAUGAGAAUUUAAAUAAGCCAGAUGAGAGCCUCUAUGUUUUUUUUUGAACAUCUUGAACUAGAUGUUAUUUUGAUGGUGGUGGUGGAUAUGUGCCACGCCACGCCUUUCAUGGUUGCCUAACAUUUAUUCAACUUUAAUAAAGCAUGGUGCAUGCAUCCUUUUGUGUCAUCUU
Molecule: messenger RNA, 1354 nt
Organism: Ipomoea nil (Japanese morning glory)
Lineage: Eukaryota; Viridiplantae; Streptophyta; Magnoliopsida; Solanales; Convolvulaceae
Product: glyceraldehyde-3-phosphate dehydrogenase, cytosolic
Exons: 11
Coding region: 95-1111 (338 amino acids)
Biological process (GO): glucose metabolic process
Molecular function (GO): NAD binding; NADP binding; oxidoreductase activity, acting on the aldehyde or oxo group of donors, NAD or NADP as acceptor
Source: RefSeq, a predicted model, not a curated record